UCUCUAGACGUAAGUAGCUGUAAGCAAUUUCUAAACGAAUUCGUUCAGGUGAAGGAUCUGAGAGGCUACUUACCGACUGUCUUUGGCAAGUGGCUUCAAGAUGUGAGCUAAUUUUAGAGUUAAGAAAGGUCCCGCAGUGCAAACUAUCAGCACGGUUUGUACACAGAACAUUGAAGAACCUUUUCAACUAUAAUAGCUGUUCUCAGCUUGGAAAUGUUAGAGCCUUAGUGUGGUAAUGUCUACGGAGCGAUCAACCUGCGCGCUAUAAGCCGAACGUAACGAAAAUGAUCAAUAAAUCUGUUAUUGCCUGUAGAAGAGUAUAUGUUUCUACGGGAUUGUGCAUGAUAUCUUGUGUACGUGGCCAUAUAUGCUGAUGGAAUACGACUUAGAGUCAAUCCGGACUUCAUUUUAAGGCUUUAUACUAUAUAUAUGCAGACGUCAAACCAUGGCAUACCACGAUCGCUGCAAGCCCUGCUGCCAUCAAGAGGGUAAAUUAUUGAGACAUACGAGGUGUAUGGCCUGUAGCAUACUCUAUUAGAAGAAACUUUUAUAGUCAAUCCUUUGGCCGUGCACAGCAUUAAAAACGAACAACCGGCCACGUUAAUCCCACUCUCAUUGUCCCCCCUCCUGGCCAGUGUACGAACGGCUGUCGUACUGGCUCCUGCUAUCCUUUAGUUCCAUUGUUCUCCUGUGUGCACCACGACGGAAACACGACGAAACGACAUCGGGCCUAAGCAAUUAGCUCUCGUUAGCGAUGUGGCAGUCAAUCGCUAAUGCCGUCCUCAUGCUAGCGGCGCUCACAGCGGCCGCUCAGGCUGGGUCCUACAGGCGUUUUGUAGACUACAUGAUCCAUGGCAACGACACGGAAGGUUUCUGUGAGCAGUGUGAACCGGUCUUAGAAAUGUUAAAAAAUGAUCCGAAAGGCACGCUCGAGAGUGCAGUUGAUGCUUGUAAAGAGACGCGUUAUUACACACCUCGGAUAUGUGACGAGGAAUACAGAAUGUAUAGCGGUGUGAUAAUCAAAAUUGCGCAACAGUUGGAGCCACCUCUGAAGGACGUAUGUAAGUUCCUGUCAGGCGGUGCGUGUGGUACCCCGGAGAGCGAGCGCUUCAACUGGAGAAUAUCGCUGCAGGCAGUUGAGGACGACGCCCAGUUAUCUGAUAAACACUUCCAUCACCACGAAUCCGAGUGGGGUCAAACUCAUCUCUCGAUGCUCCACGUGACCGAUACACACUUCGAUGAGGACUACGACGUUGGCGCAGAUGCACUAUGCAACGAGCCCAUCUGCUGUACGAAGUACCAGAACCAAACCACUGAUAUAAACAGAUUUGCUCCGCCUUGGGGACAUCCUGGAGGUGGGACGUGUGAUAUUCCGAUUCGUACCGUUGAAAACAUGUUCCAAGAUAUCGACCGAAGCCGCCAUGUAACCUUUGCUAUUUGGACCGGUGAUAUCAGUGCCCACGUCUACCUAGGCAUGACGAAAGAGCGCGCCGUGAAAAACAUUCAGGAAACGACAGCCAUUAUCAAGCGAUACCUGCGUAAAGUCAGGGUUUUUCCUGCCAUCGGAAAUCAUGACGCUUUCCCUGAUAGGUUGUUUCCGCAGCCCGGCGUCGACGCUGGCGAGUUUUCAGUGAAGCCUGUCUACGAAGAAAUGUGGAAUCUCUGGUACGAUUGGCUGCCCGCUGAUCAGGAGAAUGUGUUUAAAUACGGCGGUUACUAUACAGCCAAAGUCCGUCCCCAGCUGCGCAUCAUUUCGCUCAACACUAACUUUUGUUACACGAGUAAUUGGUGGCUGGUUCUUGGUGCCAACGAUCCCGCGCGUCAACUUCAAUGGCUAAUAGCUACCCUGGACGAGGCCAGAUACAACCGCGAACGCGUCUUCAUUAUCGGUCAUAUCCCCCCUGGCUCAAGCACAUGUAACCAAUACUGGGAAGACGCAUAUUUUGACAUCGUUACAAAAUUCCGAAGGACGAUCACCGGCCAGUUCUUUGCACAUAUGCAUACGGACGAGGUCAUUCUCGACUACCAUGAUGCUCAGGACUCUACAAAAGCUACCUCGGUCCUCUAUGUAACGCCGGCUGUUACAACGUCGUGGAGCGGUAUGCCUGAGUACCGUAUUUUCCAAACGGAGAUGGGUGAAGUCGUUGAUGUCGAAACUUAUUUUCUCAACCUAACAACGGCCAAUGCCGGUUACUUCAAGAUUCGUGAAUCGGUUCAUGACAAAGUACGCAAUGAUUUUGCCAGCAUGAGCCCCUUCAGGCGACGCGCCAUGGAGAAGGUUCUUUACGGGGAUCCCCAUUGGGAAUUGGGCUAUUCCGCUCGUAAGUCGUAUGGCCUGAGGAAAUUCGAUGCUGAAAGCUGGGCCAAACUCAUACAACAGUUCGAUAAAGACGAUAACCUCUUGCAGGCAUUCUACAAACAUCAUUUGCAAUUUAGGGAAAGCGUUGUCCGACAGGAACGACCCUGUGACGCUGCUUGCAAAAAUAAACUCGUUAGGUACAUGACCUCUCAGAGGACACUGCGGCAGAGGCUCAAAGCGGCACAGGAGAAUCCUGAAGCGAAGGAGGGGGAUUUGAGCCUCGACUCAGAGGAACGGUAACUCUCCGUCCGAACGGACGCCAGGAAUAUAUUAGCGUAAAAUACCACCCAUGAAUGACUAUUACUAAAGCUCAUGGCCUAAACAUCAGAGUAAAGCGAUUAACCAGCCUCGUGCUAAUUAUUAUAAAUAAAUUCACUAUUAUGUACACUAUUGA
Messenger RNA from Varroa destructor (honeybee mite), 2753 nucleotides. Its product is annotated as sphingomyelin phosphodiesterase-like. The record is from RefSeq and is a predicted model, not a curated record. Lineage: Eukaryota; Metazoa; Arthropoda; Arachnida; Mesostigmata; Varroidae. Gene Ontology annotation, molecular function: sphingomyelin phosphodiesterase activity. Gene Ontology annotation, biological process: sphingomyelin catabolic process.